CAGAUGUCAAUAUUACAUAGCAACCGCAUGUCAUUUUUGAUAUGUUAAAGUUAAAAUUUGUAGUUUGAUGCUUUUAAUUUUUAUAUGGUUAGUGUAAGAAAAUUUGAUGAAAAGUUUAUUUGGAAGCCCCUGCACAGGGGGCUUUCUUUUCCACAUUUGAUAAUGGAAAAACAUUCCCGUGGCAAAGGAAAAAACAAAAAAGCGGCACCGAAAGCGAAAACACCGAAGAAACGAACAAGCGAAGGAGUAUUGACUAAUAAAACAAUUAUACGUUCUAUUUUGAGGCCCAACCUGUUCCUUAUUCUUGGCUGAACUAACUAGAAAGCUGGCGUCCAAAAAGAAAGAAGAGGAGGAAAAGCCUAAGAACAUCAUCCAAACAAUAAUAGAAAGUAUCACAAACGCGUUACCCAUAAAGUUAUCAAGAAGGACGACUCCGCCCAAAAAGGAAUCGCCUAUGAAAAUUGAAACAUUACAAAAAUUUGCUCCUGAAUUGGUACCAAAGAAUACUGUUGAAAUAGUUUCGAUACCAAAUCAAGUUUUAGAAAUCGUAGAAGCAGAGAAAGCAGUGGAUAACGUUAUUUCUAUGACAGAAGUUUCAGUAACAGAAACGAUCGCGAAGAACUCUUCCUUCAAAAUUCCUAAAAUGCCAUUGGUUAACAGUGAAGUUCUUAAAAAUGCGAUCGAGAAAAGAAAGAAGUCUUUAAUGAAGGACGCGUCUAUGAAUACAAACACGGAUCACGAUAUUGCCGCUGAGUUGACUAAGCACGUUGGAACCCUGCGAAAGAUAUCUCUGAUAGCUGAAGAGUUUAAUAAAAAAACUGCGAAAAACUUGAAAGAAAUCGUUGAUAGCGUCCAAGAAGAAUUAAUACAGAAAUUAGAAGAAAUCAAAGCAAAACAAAAACCAGGAGCAGUACACAUAGAAACUGUGAGGGAAUAAAAAGAAAAAUAUCAACUUCAAGAAAGAAAAAUAAAAAAAUUAAAUCUGACAAAUUCAAAUAGUGACAGAAGAGCUUUGUCAAAAUGAAAUGAUGUUAAAAUUUUUAGUAAUAAACACACAAUAUUUUUGAUUUGUUAAAAAAUGUAUUUAUUUAGUUGUUAAUUUUAAAUGAACCAGAUUAAUUAGUAUGUUAUGAGUUAUGGCCGAAGUUUUAGAUAGAUUGAAAACCUCAAAAAAUGAUCAACGCUUUCCGAGGCAAAAACCAAACACACUUUAUGAUAGAAUUACGAAAAAUCUCAAUAAAUCGAGCCCCCAACCAACAUUUGCAACAAGCAAGCUACCGAAGAUCGUGAAACCACCUGCUUCGUAUGCCUCCGAUAAAAACAUAAGAACAAAAGAAAAAGUAGAUGCAGGAGACAAUUUUGCUGGGACCAGUAAGCGAAUGGGCUCACAGAAAUCCAACAAAAAUUACAAACUCGAAAAAUCAAAACCAAGUCAUAUACCGCGACGACUACAAGAAGCGACGGCUAAAAGGAAUUCAAUAAACACAGAAGACAUUCCUAGUUUUGAGCAAACCGAAGAGAAAACACUCGCUGAAAUAAAAAACAUUCAAAGGGUUCAACUUUUGAUCAAUACAGAUCUUUGCGAAGAAGACGAACGAACGAAUCUCUUUGUACCGGCUAGGCCUAUACCUACUUUGGGACAGAUUUAUGGAGCAAACAACGUGAUUGAUAACGAUCUGUUGGACGACUGGCUUAUAUCAAUAGGACCUCCUGUGAAUUCAUUAGAAGCUAGUCUCAGAAAUAUAAAUCUUCCAACUACAGUGGAUGCUGGAAAUACGAACAUGUGUGGAGCAGACGAGCAAGAUAUAUCAAACAAUAAUAGAACUUCCUCGCGCAGGCGAACUGGCGUAAGAACACAAGAUGAUUUCAACGACUUGACGAAUUCGGAAGUGGAAUAUCCCACUAGAGAUUAUGAAUCUGCUGUAAUUACAGUUAAUAAACAAUCCCCUGUAGAAGCAAAAUCAACACGUAGUGAAAGGAUUAUACCAGUAGCUGUAGAACAAAAAUUUAAAUUAUCUAUUGAAGAUGAAAUCAAAAUACCAAAAGAAAACAUAAAAAUGCUGGUCAAAGAAAAUCAAGUCACGGUUGAUUCGUAUAUUGAGCACCCUUCGGAGUUGCUUCAGAAGACUACCACAUUUGGUAAAGAAGGUUGCGAAUCGACAAGAACCCUUAGCAGUAUUGGAACAGAUUUAGCUGACGAUUUAUCAAGUCGAUAUACUUUAGAACAUGCGGAGGAUGUUCUAGAUGAACAUUCUCUAGACGAUUGGGAUGCAAAUGGUAAAGAGAGGAAUUUCAUUUUGCUGAAGACGAAAGGUUGUUUAGGUACUGAAGUGCUAUCUGAAUAUUGGCAAUAUCAAUGGGAAAAAGAAUUCAGUGGAGUAAGCUUAAUGCCGAAUUCAGAGAGCUCUCGUACCUAUCGCUGUUAUAAAUGCGGUCAACGAAUCAGGCGGAAGAGAUGUGGAAAAAAACAGGACAAUGACAUUCGGAAACGAUGCAAGAAGUGUAACAGCAGCAAACUGUUGCUGAGUGGCCCAGUCAAACUUUCUAGCCGUUUCGACUCCAUAAGAAAGCAAAUUUCAAUACGCUUUUGUAGAAAAAGAUGGAACCACGUCUGGAAAAAGACGGCUGAGAGAUGGGCAUUGUGGUCCAAAUCGCCAACAAAAUCUAACCGAGCUCGACUGGCUCAAUACUUGCAGCGUUCAAUCGUUUGGGAAAACGCCGAUGUGCAGACAACAAUACAAUGCAAAGAAAUCGGUAUCGAAGCGUUUGUAAAGAAAGUUUCUGAGGCGAUCAGCGCUGUCGUGAAAUGUGGCGACAAAUCGACCGAACACAUAGGAUCUACAUACGAAAAUCUGAAGAGCGUGGCACGUGAUAAUAGAUCAAGAAUUAACUUGGGACCUUCUAUGUUUCCAUUCCUCGGUGCAUCGAUAAAUUCUCUGCAUUUAGAGCGCAUCAAACAGCGUCACAAUUUACAUUAUCCAAGCGCUCCUGAUACUAGAAUAAAACAACAAAUUUCUCAGGUUGAUGCUAUAUACGACGUAGUCCGCAGUGGUCAAAAUAUAAAGCACAAGGAUAACACAUUGAGUUCUGAUUGUUUAGAAACGACGACAUCCAAAGAAGAGAACUUCCACAAUUACAUUAUUUGCGAAAACACAGAAACGGACCUUAGAUUCAGUCCCGAUUCACCGACGCAAUCCAGUAUGGGGACUACAACAAGCGGCACUCCACUCGACAGAGCUUUCGGGACCAACACCGAAUACUCUGUUGAUGCAAAAACGAUUGUUUUACAAACUGCUUGCGUAAUGACAUCCCGUGAAGAACUAAAGAAUAAUGUCAAUGCAGAAACUCAGUUAAAAUUCCCGACCGCAAUUAAAAUAACAAGAGGCGUAACGACCACAAAGGAAAUUACCGAAACGCCUCUAGCUGUUGUUUCCGCAACCACGUCCGACUUUAAAGUCGAAAAAAUGAACGCAUCCGCACAAACCUCACACCCUCUUUCUGUCCUCACUUAUGCAGGCCCAAAACUCAUCUCGAUUUCGUCUGCAACAAUGCACACAGCUUCGGUUUCGACUUCAAUGAAGAACUUUUCAAAUAAAGAAAUCCAAACAUGUAACGACAAGACUAAUCGUGACUGCAAUACGUCAUCAUCACGACGAUUUGAGAAGAAAUGCACGGAAGCUUUCAAAGACGUCGAGCCAUUCUCAUCGACGCGCUUUUGUCAGAGUCGGCUUAUAUCUGCGUGUAUGCUGAAUCGAUCUCUGCACGAAACUGGCUUGCAAACUGCUCCCGAGUCGUAUGGAUGCGGUAUAUUUGUUGAAAGUAGGAGCAUAGCAACGCUAACAACUACCGCGGGUACCUCCAGAUCAACACAGUAUCAAUUUUUCCCGGAUGAAUACGAUUCUUAUCAAGACGAAUGUCCUUCGCGAACAUCUGAACGGGAAGUUCAAAGGAACGCGCGGAUAAAAGGCGGUUGCACACGAGAAAUUCUCGAAAGAAGCGCUCGAGAAAAAAUCAAUGAUCAAAUUGUGUCUCUAUCGAAAUUGAUUAGCAGAAGAAAAGCGAGCUCUCAGACGCAUCCAGACUGUCGCACAAGUAUGGUACUGUCCAGUGAUUUGAAUGCCGAAAAGUGGAUAAGAAGAGGCGCAGCUUUUGAGAAAGAAUACCCAACGUUUAUAAAAUGCAAUCAAUCGUUCACCAACGGUAAUGAAGCUCCAACGAAAUUGUCUGUUGAAAAUGUAAUUGACGAAACGGAAAACGAAAUUAAGAAGCGGGAUCUAAGCUUUGUGAUAACAACUGCACCGACCUUGGCAAUGUCGAGAGACAGCUUGGCUGAUGUCCUUCCUGUACAGGAUCUAGUAAGAAAAUCUCCGUCUCCAGUCGCUAAGGAACGAAUAUUAAUGGUUGAUGAAGUCACUUCAGAUGACACCAUAAAUAAAUCUGCAAAAGAUAUUGUCUUGCAAGCAAAACCAGAAGUCACAGAUGCUGAAACUCAGUUCGUGAAGAAAACUGAUUCCGCUUGUGUUUCAACGUCAAGAUGUGUAUUCGCUGGUUCUACGUGCUGUGAACGAAACGAUUGUCUAUUUGUUUAUCGCAAGCCACGCUGCGUCAUACAUGAUAAAUCCAAUGAUACCGGAGUUCAAAUCAACAUUUUAUCAGCAGAACAUUCGAAAGAAUCUCUUCCAAACCAUCGGUCAGUUGGCUUAGUGACUUCAAAUGUUAAUGAAACGGAUAACAGUUUGGGAUGGUCCGAAAGCCUCAAACGAAAUGUCCUCCCACCGAGAGUUUACAAAGCAUUGUAUGAGACAGCGAAAUUAAUCUGGAACGAGGAGCCAAACGAUUCGAGCGGUGAAACGAAAAAGAAACUAUCGACAAAAACACUCGACGUUGCGUAUGAGUCAUCAUUGAAGAAACGUGCACUGAAAACGCGAUCCGCUUGUGUUUACACUUCACUCAUCGAUCACUUCUUUAUGCAGAGGGAUUGUCUGGAUCACUCGACCGAUAUGCAAUCGAAUUUCAUCGUAAGACCUGCAAGGAAUAAGACAACACAAACAUGUUCCGAAUGCAAAGUGAAAAUUUUGAACGAUAACAUUAAGUCUGCGCCAUCUAACGGAGCAUUUCCGUACGAAUUGCUGAAUGCGGUGUUCAUUGAAGCCUGCACUAUGAAGCCAAGCGGCCGCCGAGAAAUAGCCUGUCAGACCAACGAAAAAGCUGAAAGAUUGGACAAAAUUGCUUUACAAUGUAUUUUGUCGCCUGCACCUAGUUUGACUGACAUUUGUAAGAGCGACAAACAACAUUUGAAAGCGGUGUACAAUAUUUUGAGCGCCAUCGAAGGUAGAAUAAGGAGAAUGAGAGCAAAUUUAUAGUGUACUUAGUUUUAAUGAUUUCUAAUAGAUGGCGCUUUACUAAAGAAAAUGUUUUAUCUUUCCAUUAGAAGGCGCUUUACUAAAAAAUGCUUUGUCCUGAGUUUAAUUAAAAAAAUAAAACAAUAUCAGACGUUUCGUAA
Molecule: messenger RNA, 5503 nt
Organism: Bombyx mori (domestic silkworm)
Lineage: Eukaryota; Metazoa; Arthropoda; Insecta; Lepidoptera; Bombycidae
Exons: 41
Coding region: 1137-5363 (1408 amino acids)
Source: RefSeq, a predicted model, not a curated record